Callorhinus ursinus (northern fur seal) is the source of this 2379-nucleotide messenger RNA. The record is from RefSeq and is a predicted model, not a curated record. NCBI's taxonomy places the organism in Eukaryota, Metazoa, Chordata, Mammalia, Carnivora, Otariidae.
AUGUUUCUCCUACCGCUGCUCCUGCUAAGGACUGCCGCGAGCAGAUGCCUGCAUGAGGAGACCCAGAAGUCUGUGACCCUUCUCCAGCCCCAUCUCUCCCAACUUGCCCCCAACUUCCGCUCUUCCACCCUCACCCUGCCUGGCUCCCGUGACCCUCAACCCCUGAGAAUCCGAACCUGCUAUAUCAGAGACCCUGUAUCAGAUGGAGCUUGGGAUCCUGAGGGAGCCAGGAUGAGAGGGGGACCCGGAGCCCUGGCCCUGGCCGCAGCCAGACAGGCUGCUCAGCAACUCCAGGGGAUCCUCGCAGUGCAAGGCCCCCUGCUUCUGAGUCGAGACCCCGCACAGUACUGCCAUGCUGUCUGGGGGGACCCAGACACGCCAAACUACCACAGAUGCAGCCUCUUGAACCCAGGGUACAAAGGAGAGAGUUGCCUGGGGGCAAAGAUCCCUGAUGCCCAUCUCCGUGGUUAUGCAUUGUGGCCAGAGCAGGGUCCCCCACAACUGGUCCAGCCAGAUGGGCCCGGGGUCCAAGACACUGAUUUUCUCCUAUAUGUGUGGGUGGCCCACACUUCCAAGUGCCAUGGAGAGAGGGGGAGCCUGUGUGACCCUGGGAUCAUGACCUGAGCCGAAAGCAGACGCUUAACCAGCUGAGCCACCCAGGCGCCAGGAGCUAAGCCCUUUCAAACCAUCCCUUGGUACUGAGUUCCCUGGGUGUCUAUUUUCAGGAAGAUUUUCUCUGUGUUCCCUCACUUCCCUGCUUCCCUCCUCUACCUUGUCCUGGCCCAUCCAUAGCCCUCUGUCAUGGCCUAUGCUGCCUGCUGCCAUCUGGACUCGGAAGACAGACCCCUUGCUGGGACCAUCGUCUACUGUGCCCAGCAUCUCACCAGCCCCAGCCUCAGCCACAGUGACAUCGUCACGGUCACACUCCAUGAAUUGCUCCAUGCUCUGGGUUUCUCUGGACAGCUCUUCAAGAAGUGGCGGGAUUGCCCCUCAGGACCCAGUGCUAGAGAGGACUGUUCAACAAGGCAACAAGUGACAAGGCGAGAUGAGUGGGGACAGCUGCUUCUCACCACCCCAACUGUUAGCCACAGCCUGGCCAGACACUUGGGAGUGCCAGGGGCUUCACCCGGUGUUCCCUUGGAAGAAGAGGGCCCUUCGUCUUCGCACUGGGAGGCCCGACUGCUCCAGGGUUCUAUAAUGACUGCUACCUUCGAUGGUGCCCGGCGCACUCGACUCGAUCCCAUCACUCUUGCUGCCUUCAAAGAUUCGGGCUGGUACCGAGUCAAUCACAGCGCUGCAGAGGGGCUGCUGUGGGGCCGGGGAUCUGGCCCGGAAUUUGGCCUGGUGACUACGUGUGGGGCUGGCUCCUCAGACUUCUUCUGCACUGGCAGCGGACUGGGCUGCCACUACCUGCAUCUAGACAAGGGAAGCUGUUCCUCGGACCCCGCGCUGGAAGGCUGCCGCAUGUACAAGCCCUUGGCCAAUGGGAGCGAAUGCUGGAAGAAGGAAAAUGGGUUCCCACCUGGGGCAGAGAACCCCCACGGGGAAAUUUACCAUUCCCAGAGUCGUUGCUUCCUUGCCAACCUCACUUCACAACUGCUCCGUGAGGACAAGACCGGGCAUCCCUCUGAGAUCCCACACCCGAAGGAAGCAGAGCUCACUGGCCGCUGCUACUUACAUCAAUGCACAGAGAGAGGAGCAUACAAGGUGCAGGCGCAGGGGUCACCCUGGGCCCCAUGCCUUCCUGGAAAGGCCAUUCAGAUACCUGGGUACUCAGGUCUUCUCUUCUGUCCCCGGGGUCGGCUGUGUCAAACUAACGAAGUUACCAAUGCUGUUACUUCCCCACCUGUGAGUCUUCCACCCCAAGACCUGUCAUUCCAGCUGUCUUUACAAUUAGCUGGGCCCCCAGGCCACUCGGUGGGGAAGGAAGAGCUGGACGGGCUGACUGAAGCGGUACUCCAGGCUCUGGUGAGCAGAGGCAGCCCCAGCAGGUGCUAUUUCCACAGCCCCUCCACUACCACUAGUCUGGUGUUCACUGUGUACAUGGGCAAGUCCCCUGGCUGCCAAGGGCCUUCAGUUGGUAUGCUGCACAGGGCCCUGACCCUGACUCUCCAGAAGAAGCCCCUAGAAGUACAUUUUGGAGGAGCCAGCUUUACCACAGGACACACCAAGUUGCUGGUUACCUUGGACCGUAAUCCCUUUGUGACCCAUCUAGCACUGUCCACAGGACUCUGCCUAACACUGCUUAUUCUGGUGGGUGCACUGGGAACCGUGGCCUAUCAGAAACGAGCUACUCUUCGGGUGGCACCAUCUGCCCCUCACCAUUCACCAGAGCUCCAAGACACAAGGGGCCCAGCUGGGGGAAUAAGGGAGGUGUGA